CACCAGCUCAUCAGCUGAUAUUAACCUAAAAUUUUUUAAACAUCUUAUUUGUCGUGAUUCUUUUAAUCAGUUUUAGCGUUCAUCUUGUAUCUCUGGCGUUAAGGUUUCCACAAAUGAUUUGGCAAUUGUGAUCGGAUACAUUCCCUAAUUUAUGUGUUUAAUAGUCUAUUGGUAGUGAUUAUGCUAACAAAUACAACCUCAGAAUUGGUUUUAUUACAUGUUGCCUUUUUCAUUAGUCUAUUUAAAUGUGUAACGUUAGGACCAAACAAUCUACACAUGCUUGAUGGUGCAACAACUGCAGAAAUAAUUGGCGGUGAUAUAUUUUUCGAAAUUAUAGAUCCGGUUGAAUUGGAAUAUACAUAUCGAAUUAGACCAGCGAAAGAUUUUGGUGCUCCAUUUAAUGCAUCGUUUAAUGCUCAAAAUGUAUUUCUUGUACCUGUACAACCGAUGUUUUGUUGUGACACACCUGAUAAUGUUCACAUUAUUAAAGGCAACGUGGCCUUAAUCGAAAGAGGAGAAUGUUCUUUUAAAGUAAAAACUAUUGUGGCAGAAAAGGCGGGCGCUAAAGCUGUUAUAAUAACUGAUAUACGUAAAACUGUUGAAGAUUACUACAUUGAAAUGAUAGAUGAUGAUUCUGUAGAAGAGGCUCAUAUUCCGGCUGGAUUUUUAAUGGGAAAAAAUGGUUUAAUCAUUAGGAAAACAUUAGAGAAACUCCAACAAAAUUACGCCACAAUUAACUUGCCAAUAAAUUUAACGUAUACACCGGUACAUGAAAUUAACCAACCCCCUUGGUUGGAGUGGUGAUAGAUAAUUGUAGUAAUUAAACUAGCAAUAGCUGUCAUUUCUAGUCAAGAAGGCAAUAAGCGGUAUUUAUUGUAACGUAAUUUAUGAUUGUUAAGUAAUUUAUAUGUUAUAUUUUGAAUUAUAAAUAAUAGUAUAUUAAGUAUGGAGAACGGUAAGGGAUUUUUACCGUUCGAAGACAAUUGUUUGGAGGAGGAGCAAAGCGACGACUCCAAUUAUUGU
Photinus pyralis (common eastern firefly) is the source of this 1023-nucleotide messenger RNA. RefSeq names its product PRADC1-like protein. NCBI's taxonomy places the organism in Eukaryota, Metazoa, Arthropoda, Insecta, Coleoptera, Lampyridae. The record is from RefSeq and is a predicted model, not a curated record. The transcript has 5 exons. The coding region runs from base 181 to 804 and encodes 207 amino acids.